UUUUAAUUUGACAUUGACAGUUCAUCUCGAAAUCAAAUGCCAAUGGCGUCAAACCUUUAAUUUGGAAGCGAACGAGAAAUAAAUAGAUUUGCUGAUACUAAUAAGUGGAAUUUGCAAUUAUUGACGAUCUCCAAUAAUUAGCUUAACGCAUCGAAGUGACGUGGUAAAAUAUUUAGUUAUGAUAUUAGCUGAAACUCUUCUGUUUUCAUUAACACUGAUCGACAGCGGUGGCAUAUUAUUUCUUCUAGUUUACUACAUAAUUACUCUCUCUGACUUGGAAUGUGAUUAUUUGAAUGCUCAAGAAUGUUGUGAAAAGCUUAACUAUUGGAUGCUACCAAAGUAUAUUGCGCACAGUUUCAUAACGGUCUUACUAUUAUUACAUGGUCAGUUGCUCUUAUUCGUUUUCAACUUGCCUUUGUUUAUUUGGCUAACAUUCGAAUAUUUUACCGUUCCACGGGGGAAUUUAGGCGCAUACGAUCCUGCGGAGAUACUGAAUCGAGGGCAGCUCAGAAAGCACUUGAAGGAUGUAAUGAUUAAUGUUGGUUUUUAUUUAGUAUCUUUUUUCAUUUACUUGUACUGCUUUAUAUUAGCGUUGCUUAAAGGCGAUCCACUCCAGAGGUCAGCAGAUGACCAAAUUGUAACGGAAAUAUAAGAUAACUAAGUUAAAAAGCUAAGAUGGCUGAAGAACCAGUUAUUCCAAGUUCUUUUAAUGUUUCUGAUGAGUUUGAUCCAGUUGAUGAAACUGUAAGAUGUGAGAAGUUAGAUAUACCAAUUCAUUUGGCAGCUUUCCUAAGGAAUAAAGAGUUAAACAGAGACUUUCAACAGAUAAUUCAAGACCAAAGUUUGUUGGAAAAAGUUACAGCUAAUUAUGUAAUUGUUAAAAAAAUUCUUAGUUUCUUGCCAUGGCAGGACAAGUUAGUGUGUAAAAAUGUUUGCUCAAUGUGGAGGUCUGCUGUGAACACAUUACAAAAGGAACAGAUUGGCCCGGCAGACUUUGCCAUUAGCUUGAGACUGUGUCACAUUAAAACAGGAGUAAAGUUGGUGCAGUCAGAUGUUUUCUAUACUGAGCCGCUGGUUGCAAUAGUAUUUGGCAAUGUAGGAGGCUUUGGAGUUACAUACAAAUGUGAGACACUUCUAUCUUGCCCCUGUGAUCCACCAUGUGAAAAGAGUCAUUACCUUGUAGAUUUGGUGGACAAUUUAGUGGUGGCUCCGAAAAAAUGUAUGCUGGCAGUAAAAGCCUGUGACACAUCAUUUAUGCCCAUAAAAAAUUCAAAAACCCAUCACUUAACAGUUGGUAGAAAAUUAUGUAGAAUCAGUGGCUUUAUAGGAGGAAUUUACAUACCAGUCAUACCAAAUGUUAACUUCCAAAUCAUCAACAUCAAGAGUGUUCGUGAUAUCAAAAGAGUCUUCAUGAAAACCAUAGAUAAACUGGCAGAGACUCACUACAUUAAGGGUGCACUGGUCUUUGUCAAUGGCAGUUUCAUUCUGCAUUCAGUGGAUGACAUAGUAUUUUUAAAUUAUUUGAAAGAGGUCCAACCAAAUGUACCAUAUGCCUUAGGAGGAUGCAUAGUGGAAGACACAGUAUCUGACAGGGAUGAUAUGAACAUAAUGAUUGAAGGAGUUAACACUGGCAAAGACCUAGUGACCGAGAAUAUUGUAUCUAUUGGCUUGUUUUCAGUACCCAAAAGCUUCAUUGAUGCUCCAACAGAAAAUGGCUGUAAUUUUGAUAUGUUCUCACUGAUAUUAGAAUCUUCAGACUGGUCUAAAGCUAAGAUACAGAGUGCUAUUAACGAGUUUGCGAAAAAAGUCCCUCACUUUGAACGUAGCGUGGUAAUAAAGAUGUCAUGUGUGGGCCGUGACAAUAAGCAUGAUUAUGAGCAAGAAUUCUUCCGAGCAGCAUUCCCGAAUACACGUCUUGCUGGUUGUUAUGGAAACGGCGAAUUAGGUAUCAAUCACCCAGAGCGCUUAAAACCUGAGGGUUUCACUAGUGUAAAACGUCACCGAGCAGAUCCUGGCCCUGCAUUUGGUAUUAUGUAUUCUUAUUCUACAAUAUUUGUUUAUAUUGGUUGGGGUAACAUAGUGACACCUGCUCAGUCUACUUAAAACCUUAAUUUAACUAUGCAUUUAAUUGCACUAACAUUCAAGAUACUCCCAUUAAGUCUUUAUAUAAUUUAUAUAAAGUUUUCAUCAUUAGGUGUACUUUUAUACAAUCAUCACUGUGUUUUAUACUUUUUGAUAUGGAUCUUUUGAGAGCUUAUAAUAUUGGUAUAUCUGUAAUGUUUUCUCUACCAAAGUGUAAAAGAAUUUAUAGAAUAAGAUAUAGUGUAGAUUAAAAAUGUUAAAUUGUCAAGAGCCAGUUGCAUUAAACAUUAUUGUAGAACCAGCUAUGUAAUAAAGACAGCAUUUUUUAAGUUCAUUUAGAUUAUAGAUAGAUUAUGUUGUUUUUGCACUGUCAACUGGUGCAGUGGAAGAUAUUUUAUCAGCUUAUGAUCUGAGCAGUUACAUCAAGAAUGGGAAGAAUGGAUGUAUUAUACAAAAAUAGUAGAUACGAAAAAUAUAGAAAUUAUCAAUAAUGAAAAUGUUACUAACACAUAUUUGAAAGUCACAAUUUUUUAUACUAGAAAAUAAAGUGAAAAUCCCAUAACAAUUUUGCACUGUUUUUAAACAAAGAUAUGAGUAAGUAAUAAGU
Molecule: messenger RNA, 2689 nt
Organism: Spodoptera exigua (beet armyworm)
Lineage: Eukaryota; Metazoa; Arthropoda; Insecta; Lepidoptera; Noctuidae
Source: the annotation of a GenBank genome assembly